Messenger RNA from Carassius carassius (crucian carp), 1521 nucleotides. RefSeq names its product calponin 1, basic, smooth muscle, a (gene cnn1a). The coding region runs from base 352 to 1215 and encodes 287 amino acids. Gene Ontology annotation, molecular function: actin binding. Gene Ontology annotation, biological process: actomyosin structure organization. The record is from RefSeq and is a predicted model, not a curated record. NCBI's taxonomy places the organism in Eukaryota, Metazoa, Chordata, Actinopteri, Cypriniformes, Cyprinidae. The transcript has 7 exons.
UUAUUAUUACGCUUACUAUAACACUAGUAAUAAUUUACUAUUAUUACUUUUGCUAUUUUGAAUUAAACCAAAUGCAGAGAAGAAAACAUAUGUCGUUUGGAAUUUUCAUUUUUGUUAAACUAUUCCAUUAGAGCUCAUUUGACCCAUGCAUGCCAGCAGUACAUUCAUGCUCAUGAUUGGUCAGGUGGCCAAGAGUUCUUAGCCAAUGAGGGGCAGACUUGUACAGUAUAACAAACAGACAGACGGGCAUUUAAAAGAUGGAGAGAGAUCAGAACAGAACUCCUUGGCCGCAGCUUAAGAGCGGAUACAUACAGAUCACAGGAGCAUCAGCAAGACUCAAUUUGAGAGACCAUGAGCACCCAGUUCAGCAAAGGACCCACAUUUGGACUCUCAGCUGAUGUCAGGAAUAAGCUGGCACAGAAGUAUGACCCUCAGACGGAGGAGGCCCUGAGGAUCUGGAUCCAUGAGGUCACAGGUCGAACGGUUCCUGACAACUUCAUGGAGGGACUGAAGGAUGGCGUGAUCCUGUGCGAGCUGAUCAACAAACUGCAACCUGGAUCUGUUCCAAAGGUCAAUGAUUCAACCCUGAACUGGCACAAGUUAGAGAACAUCACUCACUUUAUUCGAGCCAUCGGUGAAUACGGUCUGAAACCACAUGACAUCUUUGAGGCCAAUGACCUUUUCGAGGACAUGAACCACACCCAGGUCCAGUGUUCCCUCAUUGCAUUGGCUGGAGUGGCGAAGACUAAAGGCUUCUACACAAAAAGUGACAUCGGUGUGAAGUAUGCAGCAAAAAAACUAAGGAAAUUCAAUCCUGACAAGAUGAAAGCAGGGGAUAGCAUUAUCAGCCAGCAGAUGGGCUCCAACAAAUUUGCCAGCCAAAAGGGCAUGACCUCCUAUGGAACCAGGCGUCAUCUCUAUGAUCCCAAUAUAGGCAUGGAGAAACCAGCGGAUCGAUCCACUAUAAACCUCCAAAUGGGCACCAACAAAUGUGCCAGCAUGGCUGGAAUGUUUGCUCUUGGCACGGCGAGACAGGUGACAGAAAAGAACGUGAAUCUAGACCCGGUGGACUCUACAACCGUGUCUCUGCAGAUGGGAACCAAUAAAGUGGCGUCUCAGAGCGGCCUCACCCCGAUGGGAGGCUCACGGCUGGUGUACGACCACAAAUACUGCGCCAAGCCUACUGAACAAGACGCCAUUGAUUUUGUUCAUUAAUACACUUACACUCUGGUAUUCAGCACUGGUAGAUGAUUUCCCUUUCUCCUGAUCCCAGACCAGCUUAACUAAAACAAAUAAUCAUCUUUAUGUGGCUAAUGAAUUAGGCAUACAGUGCUUCAUUAAAGAAUCAAUUAAGCUGGUGUUUGGUUAGUUUAAAGGGGAUCACCACACAAAAACUCCAAAUCGACUGAUUUAGGUGCUUUAUUAUGAGUCAGUCAUAGUCUGCCUUAUAUAUUAACCUUUGUCUUUAAAUUCCUCAAAAUUUGAUGUAACUGGUCUUUAGUCUCAGAAUAUCAGAAGUUA